Molecule: messenger RNA, 1118 nt
Organism: Dothidotthia symphoricarpi CBS 119687
Lineage: Eukaryota; Fungi; Ascomycota; Dothideomycetes; Pleosporales; Dothidotthiaceae
Product: HET-domain-containing protein
Exons: 3
Coding region: 36-1118 (360 amino acids)
Source: RefSeq, a predicted model, not a curated record
GUGAAGAUGAUCACCCAUCCUGCCGUGAGAACAGUAUGGGAAGCCUUCCAACAAGGGUUAUUGAUGUCGGUGAUGGAACAAACCCACCUCGCAUAUAUAGUUCAGCCGCGGAACUUGAACCUUAUGCCGCGCUGUCUUACUGCUGGGGUCAGGGGCAGAAUCUUCGCCUGCUCUCCACGAAUCGCGACAAAUUCCACAGCGGUAUCUCUCUUUCCCUGUUGCCGCGUACUAUAGCAGAUGCUAUUACCAUAACACGAAGGAUGGGAGUGAAGUAUCUGUGGGUGGACGCCCUUUGUAUCCUACAAGAUUCGGUAGAAGACCUCGAAAAAGAGCUCUCUUGUAUGGGUGACAUCUAUGCGAAUGCAAAAUUCACCAUUGCUGCGAAGGACUCCACAAGUUCAGUGGAUGGCUGCUUCCGACAGCGGAAUUGGCCGACUAGCGCGAUUGUCCCAUUGGACAUUCGCUUGCCAGGGAAUACCAUACUAAAAGAACAUGGGACGCGCGGUUGGACAUUGCAAGAGGAACUGCUAUCCCGCCGAAUGCUCAACUGCGGCAAGGAUGAGCUUAGUUGGAACUGCUUAGAAUCCAAAUGUAGCGAGCGCCUGCCUGAGGAGGAGGAUAGCCGAACCGCUCACAGAUUUCAAUCUGCAUUCAGACGUGUUCUGGUCACAGGUAUUGAAGGGUACGGAAAUCUGAAUUCGGUCGACGAAGAGGACCUUUUCAAUUACUGGCUCGAUACGGUUGAAAACUACAUGCGACGAAUAAUUUCUGAUUUAAAGGAUAAGCUGGUCGCUGUGGCGGGCGUACAGGGAGCGAUUGGGAAGAUAUUGAAGGACGCCCCAGUUGCUGGUAUCUGGCGAGAGCGCUUCUUCGCAUCAAGUCUCUUGUGGAGAAUCUCCAACAAGACAUCCGAUACGGACAUUGAACCGUUCCGCUGUCCAUCUUGGAGCUGGGGUUCUGUAUCACGGCCCGUAGUCUUGGAAGUCCUCCCUCGCAACGCCAGCGCCUUUGCCUGUGCUAUCAUACAAGAGAUACGGUGUGAGAUCCGCAUUACAAGUCAGCGCUUGAUGCAGCGUGGAGAUGCAGUGAUCGGCGUGCUUUCGAGCAACUGCCGGUGA